AUGGAGGAGGAUGAAAAGGUUGAGAGUUUGGUGGCUAUGAAGGAUCAGAAGCAACUGGAUAUGUGCGCUGACGGAUUUGAGAUUGGGAGGCUAAGUAAAUUAGUUGGCUCCGAAGCUACGCAUUUAACAGCUGAGUUAGAGGAAUUGUAUCAUAAAAUGCUUGCCAAGCUCGAUGGGUUGUCAAAAGUGGUCGAACAGGGCUCUGCCAAAGUUCCGGAGCAGGUGAGAAUUCUAAGUAAGAUUGAAUAUUCGAAACGGAUUGAAAAAUCAAAUUCCAAUAUCUCAGAACCUGAGGCAAUAUAUCUUUUUUAA
Fraxinus pennsylvanica is the source of this 312-nucleotide messenger RNA. The record is from the annotation of a GenBank genome assembly. NCBI's taxonomy places the organism in Eukaryota, Viridiplantae, Streptophyta, Magnoliopsida, Lamiales, Oleaceae.